CACACAAUGUCAACUGUACUGGGCCUACGCCUUAAAGGUAACAUUUACUCAUGGUGAGGGAGUCAACGUAGAGAUAAAGACUAUCAGGAGGUCUGUCAGGACAGACGCAGCAUUUACAGUGGGUCUUGGUAGAUGAACAAAAUCCGUCUCAUCAGACAGAAUGGAAAAACAUUUCACUAACAGGACCUGAAAGAUCGCCUUUUGCAGAGGGAAUUUCAUGCGAGCAGCCAUGAGCCUGUUGGAAAAGAUCUUCUGGAGCAUGAUUUGCCUCAUCCUGGUAUUCACAGCCCUCAUUGUCCUUUCUUUCGCCUUGGCCUUUACGAGUAACCCUUACGUGAUGAGCGGCAACCUCAACCCCACCACCAACCUCAGCCAGGACCAGGUUCUCAGCUGCUACGUUAACACCAAAACCCUAAAAGAUUUGUCAGUCACGUGGACAAAGUCGGGUGAAAAAGGAGUUGUUUACCAGUACAGCAAUGGAAUCCCCCAUCUUGGAAAACAGAAUCCAAACUUCAAAGGGAGAACUGAGCUUUUUCCUGACGCUGUGGUGACGGGGAACGUCUCCCUCAGGAUCAGGAAUGUCAGACGUUCUGACGCGGGGGACUACACCUGCAGUAUUCGCUCAUCCGAGUGGGAAGGAAGUGUCGACAUCCAUCUGCAGACUGCCGAGACUCUUCUCGAUGUGUUGAGCAGCGACCAAAUGCCCGUUGCAUGGCAAAACCAGGUCCAUGUCCUGAGCUGCUACCUGCUACCCAACCAAACAGUGACCAAUUUAUCAGUCACAUGGGUGAAGGCAGGCGAAGACGGUGUUGUCUACAAGUAUAGCAAUGGAGCUCCGAGUCUUGGAAACCAGAGCCAACAAUUCAAAGGGAGAACAGAGCUCGUUCCACACGCUCUGGUCACGGGGAAUGCUUCUCUUCAGAUCAGGAACGUGAGACGCUCUGAUGAGGGAGAAUACACCUGUAGCAUCAACUCCUCUGAGGGCACAGGAAAAGUAAACAUCCAACUCAGGACAGCAGUGAGGAAGUGUCCUAGUGGUUGGUUGAUGUUUGGUCCGUCCUGUUAUUAUCUCUCCACUACAACUGAUUCAUGGGAUAACGCUAGGAACGCCUGCAGAAACAGUGGCGCUGACCUGGUGAUUAUAAACAGCCCCAUAGAACAGCAAUAUGUCCGUAGAAUCUCCGGGCGUCCCCGCUGGAUUGGUUUGUCAGACAGAGACAGUGAAAACAACUGGAUAUGGGUAGAUGGGAGUUCUCUUACUGUGGAAUUCUGGCAGAACAACCAGCCAGAUAAUGGCAAAGGAAUAAUAAGACUUGGUGAAGAAGACUGUGCAGUUCUUGAUCCCACAUGGUAUAAAAAAAGCUGGAAUGAUUUGCGCUGUGAUGCCUCCACACAUUGGAUCUGUGAAAAAAGUGCUUGGGUGUUAAGUUACUCUUAAAAUUUCUUAAAACGCGCAACUUUGUUAUUUGUCCUGCGCACAGUGAGGAGGGCUGUGUGCCGCAGGACAUCCUCCGCACUGAUAAUUACAGGUCCACACAACAUAACU
Molecule: messenger RNA, 1546 nt
Organism: Cynoglossus semilaevis (tongue sole)
Lineage: Eukaryota; Metazoa; Chordata; Actinopteri; Pleuronectiformes; Cynoglossidae
Product: V-set domain containing T-cell activation inhibitor 1-like
Exons: 8
Coding region: 218-1438 (406 amino acids)
Biological process (GO): T cell receptor signaling pathway; regulation of cytokine production
Cellular component (GO): external side of plasma membrane
Molecular function (GO): signaling receptor binding
Source: RefSeq, a predicted model, not a curated record